This is a messenger RNA of Ilex paraguariensis (yerba mate), 2203 nucleotides long. The record is from the annotation of a GenBank genome assembly. Lineage: Eukaryota; Viridiplantae; Streptophyta; Magnoliopsida; Aquifoliales; Aquifoliaceae.
UUUUCAGGUUUAUCGUGACAUAUUGUACGAUACGUAUCGCGUAUCGUACGAUAUUAAUAACUAUGGUGGAGACAUCAAUCUUGAACUUGAAGUGAAAUUUCAUGACUUCUAUUUUGUCGGUUUGUCUGGGAAAAGAGUUGGGUGUCUUUUGUUGAUUCUUGAUUGUUUGGUGAGCUUUGGGGUUUUGUUGUAUGUUGUUCUUUUGGGUAUUUGGAGCUCCUGCUCUAUUUAGCAUAGUUUUCUUGUUUUGUUUGUGAGGAUUGACUUUUGUUUGGUAUAAAGUUGUCUACACGAGAUGUUCCCCGUUGGUUUCAAGUGAUAUCUCUAUCUAUUAGAAGAUGUUAUGUGGAUUUUAUUCUAUUUAUUUUUCAUAACUUCAUCAUUUUGUGAAGGUUAUCAUGUUGGGCAGUUACGGCUAUAUAUGAAAGACGGUUCUCAAAAUUUUAAUGGCGCCAUGCCCGUGUAGUUCUGCCCUUGAAUGGUUAUGACGCAUUGUUACCAGCAAUCGGCAAUUGUGGUUGUCUAGAGCCACCCCGGGAUUUGUCUCUUGUAAAGGCUUUUUUUUCCCCCUUUGUUGUCAUUGUCCUCUUGUCCCUGGGAUUAAUGAAUGUUAUGCUGCUCUACUUUGUAAUUUAUCACCUUGAGCUGCAAUGCAUGGAAACCGAGCUGAUAUUUUACUCCCAUUGAGGCUCGGGAUUGCUAACAGUGGUUACUGACCCUUUUUAAUUGAGGCUUGGGUGUAUUUCCUUUUCUUGGGUUGCAUUUUCUAUUCAUUGGUGUUUUGCAAAAAAAAAAAACCUGUACGGUUUGGAAAGUAUUUCCCAUUGCAAAUUUUCUUAUUUCUGCUUUUUCAUUGUGUCUGUACUUUCUUAUUUCAAAACCCACCUUUUAAACUAGGCCUGAUCUGAAUUUAUAUUGAACAGAAGAAUCAUGAAAUUUUUGAACCUUUUAUUGAAGAUGGGGUACCGUUUGAUGAAUAUUGUCAGUCCAUGGAAAAAGAUGGCACAUGGGCUGGACAUAUGGAGUUGCAAGCUGCUUCUCUUGUUACGCGUUGUAAUAUAUGCAUACACCGACAUACAUCUCCUAGCUGGUACAUACAGAAUUUUGGUAACCUUGAAGCGCAGACGAUCCAUCUAUCUUAUCAUGAUGGGGAGCAUUACAAUAGUGUGUGGUUGAAGGAAGACACUUGUAGUGGACCAGCUAGGUCAAUUGUAAUCAAGGCUGAUGCUGAUCUUUCAGCAAAAUCUAAUCAAGCAAAAUAUGCUGUCACCACUUCUAAAGGGGGAGCUGGGAAGAAUAUCAUCCAGGCAGGAUCUAUCAAAACGGUCAUGGGUAGAAGUGGAUGUGAAAAUGCAGAAAAAGUUGAACAGGUGAUACCUGCUAAAGAAGUGGCAGUUUGUUGUCUUUCCUUCUCUUUACAGUCUCCAAAGUUGCAGGGUGUUGUAACUCUGCUGAUCCUCUUCGUGGCUGUGGUCUUUUGCCACAUGGAGCUUCUGAAGAAGUUUUUGUUUUCAUAUGGAUUUGUUCCAGGUUUUACUUCAAGUGGUGGUGUUGUUGAUGCUGCAAUUGAGUUCCUCAUAGCAGAACAAGGAACAGAAGAAUAUUUAUCUGAAAGUGAUAGUGUUCCUUCUUCAGCAGAUAUUUCUCAUGGUAACGGCUGGUCUGGAGGAUUAUUUUCAAUUGUUUCUAUUAAAGCUCCUUUUCCUUCAGAUUUUCCUAUCAUGGCGUCGGAUGACAUGGGAUCCAACCUGCAAGUCCAUGCCUCCCUACUGGGGAUGGAGGAGGUCACGGGGAUCACGCUUCAUCUGCUGUUCUUCUCAUUUAACAAACUCAUGGGCGGGAAACAACAUUAAUGUCAAUAAAUGACCAUCCAGGUCUCAUUAGUUAGAAAAGUAAGGAAUAAGAUUGAAAACUUUUAUGUUUUUAUAUUUUUUUUAAUUUCCCCCAAAACGAGCUUAAGAUCAGGAACCAAACGGACUAAGAAGAAAUAAAAGAAGGAAGACUUCAUCUGCUCCAAGCCCCUAAAAAAGUAAAGAGUGAACACCUUAAAAAAAUGGAAAGAGUGGAUGAAUGGCUCGUCCAACUGGAAACAGUAAAUGCAUAGGUCAUUAGAAGGAGUUCGGGGAAGAUAUUUAACAAGGAAAUCAAUUAAGGGAUUGUCGUAGACUAGAACUCUUUUACUUAAAAAUGUUGUUAUUUACUA